Molecule: messenger RNA, 1595 nt
Organism: Macadamia integrifolia
Lineage: Eukaryota; Viridiplantae; Streptophyta; Magnoliopsida; Proteales; Proteaceae
Product: sugar transport protein MST6-like
Exons: 3
Coding region: 1-1548 (515 amino acids)
Biological process (GO): monosaccharide transmembrane transport
Cellular component (GO): membrane
Molecular function (GO): monosaccharide transmembrane transporter activity
Source: RefSeq, a predicted model, not a curated record
AUGGCGGUUGGGGGGUUUACUUCAUCCACCAAUGACGUAGAGAAGAACUACCCAGGAAAGCUAACCAGUUACGCAGCAUGGGCAUGCUUCACUGCUGCAUGGGGAGGUCUUAUCUUCGGCUACGACAUUGGUAUCUCUGGUGGUGUAACAUCCAUGGCUUCCUUUCUGGAGAAGUUCUUUCCUUCUGUGUAUCGAAAAGAAGCACUUAAUGAUUCAACUGAUCAGUACUGUAAGUUUGAGAGUAUGAUUCUCACAUUGUUUACAUCUUCUCUCUACUUGGCUGCUCUGGUUGCUUCUUUCUUUGCUUCCACUGUGACUAGAAGGUUUGGGAGGAAGAGAUCAAUGGGUACGGGUGGUCUUAUCUUUCUCACUGGAGCGAUUAUUAAUGCUGCGGCUGUGAAUCUGGGAAUGCUUAUUGUUGGACGGAUUUUGCUUGGGAUUGGGGUUGGAUUCGCUAAUCAGUCGGUGCCAUUAUACCUAUCAGAGAUGGCUCCCUACAAAUACCGUGGAGCUCUAAACAGCGGUUUCCAACUAAUGAUCACAAUUGGCAUCCUCUUCGCCAACCUUAUAAACUUCCUAACCGCUAAGAUCAGUGGCGGGUGGGGCUGGCGCUUGAGCUUGGGCGGCGCCGCCAUCCCCGCCGCCAUCAUAACCAUCGGAGCUUACUUCCUCCCCGACACACCCAACUCUCUCAUCGAACGUAGCUUUACAGAUGAAGCCCGUGAGGAGCUCCAACGCAUCCGUGGCACCGACGUCGAUGUGGAAGAAGAGUUCCAAGACCUCGUCGCCGCCAGUGAUGCGUCGAAACAAGUUCAUCAUCCAUGGAAGAGCAUUAUGGAGAGAAAAUAUAGGCCUCAGCUUGUGAUGUCCAUUGCAAUUCCGUUUCUGCAACAGUUCACUGGCAUCAAUGCGAUAAUGUUCUAUGCUCCUGUGUUGUUUAAGACUCUGGGUUUUGGAGAUAAUGCUUCACUCAUGUCGUCGCUUAUCACUGGCUUUGUUAAUGUUAUAGCCACCUUACUCUCUGUCUUUACUUCAGAUAGAUUUGGAAGGAGAAUCCUCUUCUUGGAGGGUGGAACCCAAAUGUUCAUCUGCCAGAUCAUAGUAGGGUUUCUAAUCAAGUACGCAUUUGGAUCAAAAGGAGUUGCCGUCCAUCUAUCGUCCGGUACCUCUGCUGCUGUGGUAUUGUUCAUCUGCCUCUUCGUGUCGGCAUUCGCGUGGUCAUGGGGGCCAUUAGGUUGGCUGGUACCCAGUGAGAUCUUCCCUCUUGAGAUCAGGUCAGCUGGACAAAGUAUCAAUGUUGCAGUAAACAUGUUCUUCACCUUCUUGAUCGGAGAGUUCUUGUUAAAGAUGCUCUGUACCAUGGAAUAUGGUCUCUUCUUCUUCUUCGCUGCUUGGGAGCUCAUCAUGACUGUUUUCAUCUACUUUUUUCUACCUGAGACUAAAGGGAUACCCAUUGAAGAGAUGUAUCAGGUUUGGAAGAGCCAUUGGUAUUGGAGUAAGUUCGUUCCUGAAGAAGAAGAAGAAGAAGAAGAAGAGAGGAAGGAAUAACAACCCAAACCUCUUCAAGUAUGAAACAUUCAAAUAGAGCCAAUGGG